AUGAUGCAAAAUGGACGUAUCACCCCCCCGGCCUUCAAGCUCCCGCGCUGCUCGCCCCGCGCUGGCGCCCUGCUCGUCGGCCGCCCGCAGCCGCCAUCGCAGCCUCCACUCACGACCGCGCCCACCCCGUGCCCGCUCACCGCCGGCCACCUCCCCCCCGUCAUGCCGUCCUGUUCCGACCAGCGCCCGCGCGGCCCCUGGCCGCCGGUGCUCGCGCCCGGCUGCCCCCUCCCCCACCCCGUCGCCCGGGCAGGCCACGGCCUCGGGCACGGGCACCCACGCUCCACCCCGUUUCGCCCGGUGCCCGCUAGGCCCUUUGGGCCACUGACCAUGGGGCCCCAUGCCCCCUAUUAA
Messenger RNA from Aegilops tauschii subsp. strangulata, 354 nucleotides. The record is from RefSeq and is a predicted model, not a curated record. Lineage: Eukaryota; Viridiplantae; Streptophyta; Magnoliopsida; Poales; Poaceae.